AUGAACAAGAGCUUUGCAAAUCUCAUCGGAUCACGUGAUUCGAAGGGCGCCACUGAGGAACGGCUCGCCGAAUAUCGAGGAACAGGGGCCACGAACGCUCGCCAGAGGAACGGCUCGCCAGAGGAACGGCUCGCCAGGAGGCUCCACGGCUCGCCAGGAACGGCUCCAGAGGAACGGCUCGCCAGGAGGAACGGCUCGCCAGAGGAACGGCUCGCCAGAAAAAGGAACGGCUCGCCAGAGGAACACGGCUCGCCCAGGAACGGCUCGCCAGAGCCAGGAACGGCUCGCCAGGGGAACGGCUCGCCAGGAAAAACGGCUCGCCAGAGGAAGGCUCGCACGGCUCGCCACGGCUCGCCAGGACGGUCGCCAGAGGAACGGCUCGCCAGGAAAACGGCUCGCCAGAGAACGGCUCGCCAGGGGAACGGAGGAAACGGCUCGCCGGAGGAACGGCUCGCCAGGGAACGGCUCGCCAGAGGAACAGCUCGCCAGAGGAACGGCUCGCCAGGAACGCUCGCCAAGAAACGGCUCGCCAGAGGAACGGCUCGCCAGGGAACGGCUCGCCAGGGGAACGGCUCGCCAGAGGAACGGCUCGCCAGAGGAACGGCUCCGCCAGGGAACGGCUCGCCAGAGGAACGGCUCGCCAGGGUGAACGGCUCGCCAGAGGAAGCUCGCCAGGGAACGGCUCGCCAGAGGAACGGCUCGCCAGGGGAAGGAGAAGGCUCGCCAGAGAACGGCUCGCCAGGGAACGGCUCGCCAGGGGAACGGCUCAGCCAGGCUCGCCAACGGGGGAACGGCUCGCCAGGAACGGCUCGCCAGGAACGAGAACGGCUCGCCAGAGGAACGCUCGCCAGAGGAACGGCUCGCCAGAGGAAACUCGCCAGAGGAACGGCUCGCCAGAGGAAACGGCUCGCCACGGCGCCAGGAACGGGCUCGCCAGAGGAACGGCUCGCCAGAACGCCGGGAACGGCUCGCCAGAGGAACGGCUCGCCAGGGAACGGCUCGCCAAGGAAACGGGCUCGCCAGGGGAACGGCUCGCCAGGGAACGGCUUCGCCAGAGGGAACGCUCGCCAGAGGAACGGCGGCUCGCCUAGGAACGGCUCGCCAGGGGAACGGCUCGCCAGAGAAGCUCGCCCACUCGCCAGGAACGGCUCGCCAGAGGAACGGCUCGCCAAGAAACGGCUCGCCAGGGGAACGGCUCGCCAGGAACUCGCUCCGGCUCGCCAGAGGAACGGCUCGCCAGAGAACGGCUCGGCUCGCCAGGAACGGCUCGCCAGAGGAACGGCUCGCCAGGGGAACGGCUCGCCAGAGGAACGGGAGGAACGGCUCGCCGGAGGAAAGGCUCGCCAGGAGAACGGCUCGCCAGAGAAACGGAACGGCUCGCCAGGGAACGCUCGCCAGAGGAACGGCUCGCCGGCUCGCCAGGGGAACGGCUCGGCUCGCCAAGGGCUCGCCAGAAAGGAACGGCUCGCCUCGGCCAGAGGAACGGCUCGCCAGGGGAACGGCUCGCCACGGCUCGCCCAGCCAGAGGAACGGCUCGCCAGAGGAACGGCUCGCCAGGGGAACGGCUCGCCAGAGGAACGGCUCGCCAGGGGAACGGCUCGCCAGGGGAACGGCUCGCCAGAGGAACGGCUCGCCAGAGGAACGGCUCGCCAGGGGAACGGCUCGCCAGAGGAACGGCUCGCCAGGAGAACGGCUCGCCAGAGGAACGCUCGCCACGGCUCGCCAGGGAACGGCUCGCCAGAGGAACGGCUCGCCAGGAACGGCUCGCCAGAGGAACGGCUCGCCAGGGGAACGGCUCGCCAGGGAACGGCUCGCCAGGGAACGGCUCGCCAGAGGAAGCCAGAACGGCUCGCCAAGGAACGGCUCGCCAGAGGAACGGCUCGCCAGAGAAGCUCGAGGAACGGCUCGCCAGAGGAACAUCGCCACAGGAACGGCUCGCCAGGGGAACGGCUCGCCAGAGGAACGGCUCGCCAGGAGAACGGCUCGCCAGAGGAACGGCUCGCCAGAGGAACGGCUCGCCAGAGGAACGGCUCGCCGAGGAAGGCUCGCCAGGAACGGCUCGCCAGAACGGCUCGCCAGAGGAACGGCUCGCCAGGGGAACGGCUCGCCAGAACGGCUCUCGCCAGGGGAACGGCUCGCCAGAGGAACAGGAGAACGGCUCGCCAGAGGAACGGCUCGCCAGAGGAACGGCUCGCCAGGGGAACGGGCGCAUAUGCCGAACAUACAAACGAAAUAAUUAGGGAUCUUUUUAUCCCCGUUCUGAUCAUACGUCACCAAGGAGCAGCAAGGUCAGUCCCGCCGUCCGGACACUCGACCUAA
Penaeus vannamei (Pacific white shrimp) is the source of this 2319-nucleotide messenger RNA. The record is from RefSeq and is a predicted model, not a curated record. NCBI's taxonomy places the organism in Eukaryota, Metazoa, Arthropoda, Malacostraca, Decapoda, Penaeidae.